GCCUACUUUCCAGGUUAUGUAGCAGUCAGAUCUAUUUUCUUAGAUGUUCUAUGGCUCGCUAAGUCAGGUGUUAUCGCGUCAAUUUUAAUUUGACAUUGUCAUCAAACGGCUUCUUUUUAAAUAAUUGAACUCUAGUUCUGGAUAUUUUUGUAAAUAUUUGAGAGUUUGCUGUAGGUACUGUAUGAUGGAAUCCAAGCAAAAAAUCAAAGUUGCCUUACAAAAAAUCACCAAAGCAGAGUUAGAGGAAGCCCUCGUGAUAUUGAGAGACCUGAUAAGCUAUAUUGGAGAUGUUCCAAAAGUAGAUAUUAUCAUCAGAUGCUGUAGUCUAUGUACCUCAAAUAUAUCUAGUCCAGAUAAUAUAUCAGAAGUAUUUCUCUACCAGAUUUUAAUGUUAGUAGUGCCAUCAAUUGAGUCCAUCGAUGAAACAAGCCUGCUGAGCUUCAUUCAGUCCAUGUACCAUAUUGUCAAGUUUUUGGUAGUGAAGGGCUCAUUUGGGAUAACCGCGAAAUUGGAAGAUACAGUGUUUCCAAAAAUUCUACCACCACCUAGUCAAGUAUCGGAAAAACACCAUCAUGUCUACUAUGCAUUAGCCCAGUUUAUUUUGAAGACUUUGCAGGAUACUGAAGCUCAAGAUGAAACCCUGCUGUCACUGUGUCAGUUGACAUUCAAAUCAUGUUUCUAUACAACAGAUCUAGUUCAAGCAUUCUCUAUAGUCAAUGCAUACAUCAACAUGAAAAUGCAGAAUGAUACGCGUAAAAUGGUAUAUGGUAAUUUUUUGGAUUCUAUUAGAUUCAGAGCUUUACCCACAGGAUGUGAGGAGCCUUUUAGGUAUAUUUCACACAUACUUUAUUCUGUGUUAUGUUCAUUUGCAACAUCACAUGACUUCAUAGGCUUGAAAUACUUCUACACAGAUGCUGUGCAGAAAGGAAAUAUGUCUUUCAAACACAAAGAAUAUGAACAUUUACACAAUUGCAUAUUGCAUUUUCCAUUACUUUUGGCCAAUGUUGAUCAAAAAUGUACAAUCAGCGAUAUCGAAUGUUGUAAGAACAGUCUGCAAAGUUUAGAUUUGAUGAUAAAGUCCCAGAAAGUCAGAGGAGCCUUGUCAUACAUGCUAGAUUGUCUCAUGGAAGAUGUGGGAAAGUAUCAGAAAGUUGCUAACACUUGGUGUAAACUCGAUGAAGAAUUUCAACUUGCGUGUUUUGAUUAUAUUUACGAUCUUUCCGUAUUUGAAAGCAAACUUGAUAAAGAGUGUUCUUGCAAGUGUAAUUCUAAGCAAAUCUACCAAGCUAUAUCUUACGUUAGAUUCAUCACAGCUUUUGCAAGGAGCUAUAUUCUUACAGCGAAAUCUACCACAGGGUAUCAUAAAAGGUGCUGCCAAAUAUUAGAACAGUUUUUCUCUUAUAUUGUGCAGUUGAAAGAAAAUAACUGUAAAAAAUUGGGGUCUAGUUGGGGUUAUUUAGUUGUAGGUGCAUACAAUGUUGCUGUGAAACUAAAUGAAGUUUCUAACAAGGAUGCAUUGAUAUAUUUCAAAUUCGUGAUAGAUAAGUACUACUUGUUUGGUAAUAAGUUUUCGCCGUCUUCUUUAACAUAUGCUUUACAUGGCGUUUGUAAAUUAUUAUCAGAUGAACACCAACAAUUAUUGGCCUUAUCAGCUUUAGCUAUGUGUCUAAGUCCAAAUGAUAGUGAUAUCUAUUUGUCGAUUUUUACUAAAGCCAAGUAUACCAUGUCAAAUAAUACGGAUUCUAAAAAAGAUGUCAAAGAAAUCACUCUAGUUUCAGUGUUUAGUGAUUUGAAACAUCAUUUUUCGUUUCUUUCAAAGCCUGUUGAAAUGUCUAAAGAAAAGCAAAUCACGUUAUUGAAGGCUGAAUUGGAAUAUUACAAGAAAAAGUGGAAAAGUAAAGUAUCAGUUAUGACAGUUUUAACAGAGUUGAUUGCUAUAACUGACUUAGAAGUGAUUGUAGAUAUAAUGGUUGAUAUUUUUGGAGAUGGUGAAAUAACGGUACAUGAAAAACUACCUGGGAUUUUUUCUGAAAUUUUACUAAAAUACGAGAAGCUUAAAGACGCGAAUAAGUAUAAUUUAGCGAUAUUGAAUUAUAUGAAUUAUCGGUACAAAAAUCAGGAAGCCAGAACGAGGAACAUCGCUGAAAUGGAAAGAGUAGUAAAUUUCUUGACAAAAACUAAAAGUGAACCUUCAGGUCCCGAUAAGCCAGAUCCCAAUGAAGAAUGUGAUAUAGUGUCAGGUUUCGACGGUUUAAAAUUAGACAACUUUAUCAACCAACUCAAAUUCCUAGAUAAAUCGUUGGAGUUACUCACUGAAAUAAGACAUACAAUAACUUCUGGGGCUUUUGAUGCUUUGUUGAGAAUAUACUACGAAUAUAGGUUGCAUCAGUCUAAAAUACCUGCUCUAAGAGCCUUAGAGUUAGCUCUUGAACAGGCUGAAAUGUCAAAAGAUCAAGAGAAUUUAGUCACAGUGAUUUCUUUUAUGCUCGAAGAAACGGAUGCUAGUCGGAAGUUUGUUAAACAUUUGAUGGUUCAAGCAGACCAGUAUUUAAGCAAGUUAGAUCAAGACGAUAUAUCAAACGUCAAAGCUAUUACGAUGUACUACUUAAAUAGGAGUAAAGCCCAUCUUUACAUAGACUAUGAGCAAACAGUGAAGUAUUACAAAAAAGCAAAGACUAUCCUUAAAAAAUGGGACUCUAUAGAUUUCAAUAUCUUGAGAUGUCACUUUAACAUGUUGGGCCAUAAAAUAAUUUUGCUACCGUGCAACCAAAAAAAUAGAUCCGAUCACGAGACUCUUAGUCUGUUGAAUAUGGAAGUGGCGAUAUCCACGUUGUUUGAUGAAUACGGAGAGAGAAGACUUCAAGGUUCAUAUGGAAUGUUAUUACUUUUCGAGUUUUCAGAAGAGGUGGCAAAGUUCUACUACUCUGUAAGGUGUCCCAGAGAAGUGAGGGCUCAUUGCAAAGAGGUCAUCCAUCUGGCUCAGAAGCUUGUAUUACCUCUAAGAUCGGCAUCUUUGUUGCAAUAUUUGGCGUAUGCUGAUUUGAGGACAAAUCGUAUAGAUGACGCUCAAUAUAAGCUCAAUAGUAUGGCGGAAAUCUUGUGUUUGAACAAAACCAAGAUUCUAGAAAUAACCGAGCCGACUGCCAAGACUGAUAUUGAAUCAGAAGUGGGAUCAGUCACGGACUAUAUGAGAGAAAUGGUUUUAGAUGAACCUGUAAAACGUGGUAGAUCACAGGGUGCUCCACUGUCGCCAAUUUUUGAUACUCAACCGUUUCAGACACCGAGUUUCGUACACCACCCGAAGAGCUGUAUUUGUAUUUUUUGCUCUUGUCUGCAGUAUCAGAUUUUGGUGUUGGAGAAAGCAAGGUUAGAUGCUUUGAUCCAUAUCAAACGUGGCAACUUCUCCGUUGCAAACGAUGUUUUAGCAAACGCUUUGCAUUUUUACGAUUCUUGUGAUACAAAAUACAGAUAUCUCCAAGACACACUUGGAAAUAUCCUCAACAAGGACUUGGUGCCUAAAUUUGAUGACGUAUCUCUUCAAACAUAUGGAGGUGUAUUGCUCGAUUAUAGCUACCAUUUGAGGAGAAUAGAGAACAAAGAAAAAGCAACUGAUACAAAUCUAAAAUUACUUCAAAUUCUUCUACCAAAGAAAUCUGAGUACGUUUAUUUACAUCAUGAAGCAGCUAUGCAAAGGCUUGGGUAUCUAACAGAGGUACCUGAGGUCGUCUCACCCGUUGAAGAUGACGAUGAGCUUGAAGACUACGCUACCGGAUAUUUACAAAAAACCCCAGAAGAUCAUAGAGCUAAGGUUGUGUUUGUUGUAUCUCCAGAUCCUACGGCUGAUGAGCUGGAACCUCCUAAGCCAAUUUUCAAGAAGGUUCCAUUUCCUUUAUCGCCCUCUCCUGACCGUAGGCCAGAAACUCCAAUUGUAAAAAAAGCUACUUUUGCCAAAACUCCCACUGCGAAGAUUCCAAUUUUUAAAGAUACCUGCAGCACCACCAAACGUUCUACGAGAAAAAGGUUGGAUGCGGCAUCGAGUAGCGCAGAUCUCAUGAAACCUCCAAGUUCCACGAGUGAAUUGAAUCUAAAGUCGAAAACAAAACUUUUGACGGAGAAGUUGAAGAACAGUAGUAAGAAAGUACAAGAACCGACUGUGGGGUCUACGUCUGGGCAAAGUACGAGUAGUGUUGGAGGUUUGGCCAGGAAGAAAUUGUUUUCGGAUGAAAGUACAAAAGAAACGGCGGAUGAACCUCCCGCUCUUAGGAGAUCGCAUAGAAGUAGGAAAAAUAAAUAAAUCUUGUGCUUUAGUCUUUUGUAUGACUUGAGAUUAUUGCAUUGUCAAAAAGGGUAUCCCAAGCCAAUAUCAUUGUACGCAAAAACCAAUACUAUACGUAUAAUAAUACUCAUCGAUUUUGAAAAUUGAUUCAGAUGCGGCAGAAAUAAAAUCACUGGCACAUAGUGUUACAACGUUUAGGAGAUUCCUACUCAUUUCCAGAUACUGUUUCGAGGAGAUAAAAAUUGUAGGAUGAAACCUGUAUGUGGUAAAUGGUUGUAAAUUGUUGCAAAUUUGAUGUCAGUGAAAUACCUUCUAUUAUUAAGAAGCUGCUGAUCUCAGUGAUACUAUGCUGUUAGACAUAUGUUAAGUCACACAUAUUAUGCUACAUCUGUCAUGUGAACAGAAAUAUGAUAGAUUUACUUUUCGUGUUUACUACAGAGCAAAGCAGACAUUGCUUUCAUUUGGGUUGAGUAUCUGCUGGUGGAAUAUGUUAAAUAAUGAUUAUUGUUUUAUUUUUUCAAUAUUUUUGUGAGCAGUAUAUGUUUAAUUAUGGAAUUUAGGCCUAGGUAUUGAAAAACGUAAAUGAAAAUUGUUAUAAGAAUUGUUGUGAUAUUUUUAAUGUGUCUAUCUUGAAAAAGUAUUAUUCUAUUGUACGUAAUGCCCUUAGUACAUUUAGAAAAGAAGCACCUGAUAACUUGAAAUAAGUGCCACUUGAUACACUGAUAAAAAUUGUGCCUUAAGUCUAAAACAUUAAGUCUUUCAUAUUGUUCUUUGAGCGAAACGAAAUAAAUGUUGUAAACACCCUCAUGCCCUGUGUAAACUAUGUUUAUUAAUAGAUGAUUUGUAAAUAUGUAUUUUUUGUAAUUGAUUUGCAUAUAAGAUCGAUAGCAGUGUGAAAUUUUAGCUAAAUAUUGUUAAUAAAAAAGUUACCC
Messenger RNA from Acanthoscelides obtectus, 5208 nucleotides. The record is from the annotation of a GenBank genome assembly. Lineage: Eukaryota; Metazoa; Arthropoda; Insecta; Coleoptera; Chrysomelidae.